This is a messenger RNA of Acanthochromis polyacanthus (spiny chromis), 3814 nucleotides long. It is a transcript of the gene pdlim5a, whose product is annotated as PDZ and LIM domain 5a. The transcript is spliced from 13 exons. Gene Ontology annotation, molecular function: muscle alpha-actinin binding; actin binding. NCBI's taxonomy places the organism in Eukaryota, Metazoa, Chordata, Actinopteri, Pomacentridae. The coding region runs from base 425 to 2146 and encodes 573 amino acids. Gene Ontology annotation, cellular component: adherens junction; filamentous actin; Z disc. Gene Ontology annotation, biological process: muscle structure development; actin cytoskeleton organization; heart development. The record is from RefSeq and is a predicted model, not a curated record.
CACUCCACCCAACCAGCGACUCCCAUUCUCUUUCUCCUCCCUCUUCUCCUCCCAUCCUAACCUCUACCCGUAUGUCCUCUCGCCUCCCUCCUCCACCUUUCCCCUCCCCUCUGUCAUUAACUAGUAUAUAAGGGCAUUGCAUCCCUCUCUAACUCUCUCACACACACAGUGUGUUUGCUGGGAAGGGGAUAGUCCAGGGGAAACUAGGGAUUACACUGUCUACCUGCCACUGAAGGACUUAUUUUCCUCUCUGGAAUUUCCAUUGAAGAGAUCUUGGAACAACAUCUUACCAGGAGCCCCUGCACUUCUGACCAAAUUCUUGUCCAUCAUCGAAAGCUCGUAACAUCAUCACUAUCACUUGAUCUGCAAAAUAUUUUCCUGCUGUCAGCAUCGUCAUUUGUCGGUCAACAUCGUCGAGGCGACCAUGAGCAGCAACUACAGCGUCACUCUCUCAGGCCCUGCCCCCUGGGGCUUCAGGCUGCAAGGAGGAAAGGACUUCAACAUGCCUCUCACCAUCUCCAGGCUGACAGAUGGUGGAAAGGCAGUUAAAGGUGGCAUUGCUGUUGGAGACUUGGUUCUGUCCAUUGACGGCAUUGCCACGGAGGGCAUGAACCACCUGGAGGCCCAGAACAAAAUCAAGAGCUGUGCAGGAAACCUCAGCCUCACUCUGCAGAAAGCCCCCAGUGUUCCUAAACCUCCUCCUGUGGCACCAAAGGGCGACAGAUCAGACAUCAUAAAACCAGUCGCCAUCACCCAUCCUCCACCCCAUCCUCACCUCCACACCUCCACUCACUCCACUGCCCCCUACAACAAGCCCCCCAGACCUUUCGGGGGCUACACCGCAGAGAAUGACCACCUUCCUCCCUCACUGUCCUCUUUUGCCACAUUCAUCCCAUCCCCAUCCUCGGCCUUCACACCUGCCUCCUCCUCCCACUCCAGUCCUCCUCCUCCUCUUUCUCCACCUCCUAUCUCUUAUCCAUCCUCUGCCUCCUCCUCCCCCCCUGUCCUCGUCCCGCCUCAGCCGUCGGUGUAUAACACACCAAUCAACCUCUACUCCACUGAGAAUGCGUGUGAGGUGGCCAUGGGGCAGAGGCGGGGCCUGUUGGAGAGUCAGGGUGGAGCCCUGGCCCUGCAGUUUAAUGGAGCUCCCAGGAAGCACAUUGUGGAUACAGACAUCCAUUUUUACCACGUGCCCACUCAUGCUGAUGCCAGCAGACAGCGCAUCAUGGAGGACACAGAGGACUGGCGUCCACGAACAGGCACCACUCAGUCCAAAUCCUUCAAGAUUCUCGCUCAGAUCACCGGCACUGAGAACGUUCAAAAUGAAGAAGCUGACACAGCCAAGAAGACAAAUGAUGAGAGUGAGGAACCUCAACUCAACACCCACGAGUCUGCAGCUGUCAAGACGAUGAUCAAAGGACCUGCUACAGCUCAAGGUCGUCGUCCUCAGACCGGUUUAAUCACUCCAUCUUUUGGUAUGAAGGGUAAUGGCAGCACCAGCGUCCCACUGGGUCCUGCCCCAGCUCGACCUGUUCCUCAACCCCACCCUAAAGAUGAGGACACCCUGGUCCAGAUGGCAGAACAUAUUCCUGCUGGGACUCGUACACCAAUGUGCGCCCACUGCAACAUGGUCAUCAGAGGGCCGUUUUUGGUGGCGAUGGGAAAAUCAUGGCAUAAGGAGGAAUUUAACUGCGCUCACUGCCGCACAUCGCUAGCAGAUGUUGGCUUUGUGGAGGAACAGGGAUCUGUCCACUGUGAACACUGCUACGAAGAGUUCUUUGCUCCAACGUGCAGCCGCUGCCAGACCAAGAUACUGGGGGAGGUGAUAAAUGCCCUCAAACAGACGUGGCACGUCUACUGCUUCCUGUGUGCUCGCUGUCAGCAGCCAAUCAGAAACAACACCUUCCACCUGGAGGAUGGAGAACCAUACUGUGAGCAAGACUUUUACAGCUUGUUUGGGACUGGCUGCCAUGGCUGUGAGUUUCCCAUCGAGGCUGGGGACAAAUUCCUGGAGGCCCUUGGUUAUACCUGGCACGACACCUGCUUUGUUUGUGCUGUGUGCUGUACCACGCUGGAAGGCCAGACAUUCUUCUCCAAGAAGGACAAACCUCUUUGCAAGAAACAUGCUCGCACGCUGAAGAUAUGAAGCUUGAACUCUUUUCAUGCUUUAUUAGCCAUAUGUUCUCUCUUGAAAGGGACUCUUACUGAAAUAAUAGUUAGUUUGUGCGACAAUACAACUCCAGCAAUUCUCACUCUUACAUGGUGGGGGUUCCUCCUGAGAAAAGAAGCGAUAAAUCUUGCAGUAAAGAGUGAUAGUUCUCAGUUUUGAUCAGUUUAUUUGGAUUCUUUGUACUCAUGCAUCAAGCAUAGGACACUUUUGCAGCCAAAUGGUGCAGUAUAUCUGUACUACCAGAGUUUUCUAAUACAGAAGACUGUCAUGAUGAUCUUUUAUUUCUUCAUAUUUUCUUAACAUUAAGUUACUAAAAAACAUGAGUGGUGAGUCUGUCACGUUCUCUGUUCUACCCUGUUAAAUUACACGCAUCAUUACUCAUGACUAAUUCUCAUUAGACAGUCCCAGAGAUGUGUGAAAAUAUAUAUUCCUACUCAUACUAUAUAAAUGCAAUGGGAGAGGAGGACAUUUACAAAUACUCGAAGUGGGCGUUUAUAUUUGUUAGUGUUAAUGCGUGGUAAUCUGACCAGACACUUUUAAGAACUCUAAAGAAUAUUAUUGAUUUUCCUGUCGAACUUUGCUAUACUUUAUUGUUGCAUUCUUUGUUCUCCAUAUAGGCUAAAAUCAUUUCACAAUCUGCUAUAUAAUAUCACAACAUGUAUUUAAAAAAUGCAGAAUACACCUGUAUUACAUUCAUGGGUACAGGUUGGGCUGAAUGUAUGUGGUAAUAACUGAAGCUGCUAAUCAUAUGAUUAGUUGAACUUUUUAAUAUUUUUAAAAGAUUUCAUUUUAAUUUUAAAUCAAUUUUAUUUUCUUUGGCUUUUGUUGUGCGAAAUUGAUAACAUCUGACAAAAUGCAUUGACAUUUACAUAUAUGAAUCUGAAACAGUAAGGCACUUGACAAAAAUAGACAACAGAAAAUGCCAGUAAUAAUAAUAAUAAUAAUAAUAAUUAAAAUACAUGAACUCAUAAAAUCUAUUUAAUAAUUUAUAUUUGCAGUAUAUCACUGCAUAGCACUGGUAGAAAUCUAUUUUCAGUAUUUAGUGCCAUAUAGUUUAAGAAAUCAUAUUUUUAUUUUUAUUUAUUUUACCUCAAACACGACUUUUAAAAAAAAAAUAGAUAUUUGCUUUAAUGUCUGGUUGAUUCAGUCCUCCAAGUGCAUCAUUUAAGUGUGUAGCUUUCUCUGGUCUACAGGGAAAUAAUUUGUGUAGUAAGCUCUAUUUUAUUUUGUUUAGAGGAGGGAGAAAUAUGAUUUGACGAUAUAUAUUUAAUUAUUAGUAUUUUGGUAACUGGGCUUGUAAUUUUUAAGGGUUGGAUGAAAAGCAAUUUCUUCUUUUUUGUAUCUCAUUUGACUGUCCACAGUUUGGUGAUAUUUACUUUUCAUUAUUUCUACUGGAUACAUAUGGUCUUUAGUAUGUUCUCCAAACACUAACACAAAGGGCAACAAAGCUCACUCUAACAUCAUUUUUCCAAUAAUUAUCAUGGAAGUAGUUGUGUUUCUGUAAUUUGGGAUGAAAGGGGUAAGUAUAGAGGAAAGUGGUAAACAAACGUGGUAAUUAAUGUUUAAUUUUCACUACAAAACUCCAGUUGGAACGGUUAAAAUUGACCUGAGUUGUUUAAUAAAUAUUAUGCUUUUAAACCCCCA